AUGUUUCAGGAAGUUCUAGCUAGGCUAGGCCCCAGGCCUGAAGUUGAGCAGCCCAUCCAUGCUCAGGUUGGGGAGUCGUAUCAGCAUGUUUCAGAGGAGAGAGAGAGAGAGAGGUCUCCUAGGAGGAGAGAGGUUCCUGUUGGUCAUGAUUCAGCUCCCUCGAGUCACAUCAAGGAUCUUUUGAGGACCAACCCUCCUUUCUUCGAUGGCCGAGGCACAGGUCUCGAGGCAGAGACUUGGUUGAUUAGUUUGGAUAGGUGUUUCGCUAUGUUUCCAUACAGUAGCAACACCCGAGCGAGAUGUGCGAUCAUGCGUCUCGAUGAUUUUGCUUCUAUAUGGUGGAAGUUAGAGGAAGAGAAGAUUGGUCUGAAUAUCAAUACUGUUUCUUGGGAGAUCUUCUUAGAGAGGUUCAGAGCACGGUUUCUUUCACCGCAGUGGAGACAGACUCGGGCAGAUGAGUUCUAUUCAUUGCGACAGUUUGGUAUGUCAGUUGACCAGUUCGAGCAUAGAUUCUAUGAGCUGAAGCAGUAUGCCGGGAUUGGCAACGAUGAGGCUAUGCUCGUACAGCAUUUCUUGAGAGGUCUUAACGACCGCAUUAGUGGAGGGGUUAGAGUUUUUGAGCCAGUUUCAGUGGAGGCAGCGGUGGCGAAAGCCAGAUUGGUUGAGCAGAACCUCAUCCGUGCACAUGGUGGACAGGCAGGAGUUCAGAUAGGGAGUGUUCCUUCCAGUGGGAACAGAGCUCGUGGGAAUCAGUCCCAGUCAGCGGCACCAUUCAGGACUCCUCAGGCACCCGCUAAGGGUGGACAGCAGCAGCAGCCGCAACAGCAACCGCAGCAGCAGAAACCGAAACAGUCUCAGGGCCAGCAGGGUGGCAACCCUCCUCAUAGAAGAAACAGGAACUGGCGGAGAAGCAAACAGGGUUUUCCAGGACAGUCUUCUCAGAGUGCAUCACAGGCCCCUAGUAGGGGAAGCUUUCAGCAGUCCAGUGGGCCGACUGGAGGUAGAGGACCUGGUAGAGGAGCUUGCUACUCUUGUGGGCAGUAUGGUCAUAUAGCCGUGCAGUGUCCUCAGCGUAUCCACCAGACAGGGAAUCAGGGGCCAGUUGCAUCAGAGCCUACAGUAGGGGAUGCCGGUAGGACCCACAGAGUGUUUGCAGCGGUUGAUAACCGCCAGGCUGAGCAUCAGGGGACAGUUAUUGAGGCCGCAGGUCGAGGACGGGCAGCUUUCUAUGGAGCCCGUGCGCAUUCUUCAGCGUCGGGAUUUGACCCUCAGGGGACGCACCAUCGACCAGGUAAGGGUCCUAUGGGACCCAAAUGAUGAGACCUCGGCGACAUGGGAGGAUGCAGCGAAGAUGAGAGAGCUCUAUCCUUAUCUGUUUUAGGCUUCCAGGAGUAAGCCUAGUUUUGUGGGGGAGAAUGUAGUACCCCGUUUUGAUCGGACUUAUUAGACUGAUUUUGUGUUUCAGUUUACUUUUCAGUUGGCACUUGAUUGCUCGUCAUUUUGCAGACAUAUUUGAUAUUAUAUCAUGUUUAUCUGGAUAUUGGAUGCAUGAGUUACUUUCAGUAUUUCAGUAUUGGUGAUUUCUAGUGUUUCGUGGAUUAUUGCUCGUACUGACAUUUUACUUUAUCUAGUUGAUGUGUCAUAUAUAUGUUGCGUGUUUGCUACUGUAUUGGAUGCAAGGGGACGAUUUUCCUUCACUCGUUUCGGUGAGACAGGGAACGUCGCGAUUCUCCUUCAUCGGUGUGCGUGCCGUGUAUUCUAUAUCUAUAUGCAUGUAUGUGUGCUUCGGUGAUGCAGGAUAUUGCAGGUACAAGUACCGGGUAGGUACGGGGUAUCGUCUCCACCUGGCUUCACAGGUCUGAGCGUGCCUUAUAUGUCCGAUGGGAGUGGAGGAGAUAGCUUUUGACCCUAGU
Messenger RNA from Cryptomeria japonica (Japanese cedar), 1913 nucleotides. RefSeq lists its product as uncharacterized. NCBI's taxonomy places the organism in Eukaryota, Viridiplantae, Streptophyta, Pinopsida, Cupressales, Cupressaceae. The record is from RefSeq and is a predicted model, not a curated record. Gene Ontology annotation, molecular function: nucleic acid binding; zinc ion binding. Bases 1 to 1317 code for a protein of 438 amino acids. The transcript is spliced from 2 exons.